Molecule: messenger RNA, 2711 nt
Organism: Carcharodon carcharias (great white shark)
Lineage: Eukaryota; Metazoa; Chordata; Chondrichthyes; Lamniformes; Lamnidae
Gene: cars1
Product: cysteinyl-tRNA synthetase 1
Exons: 23
Coding region: 48-2528 (826 amino acids)
Biological process (GO): cysteinyl-tRNA aminoacylation
Cellular component (GO): cytoplasm
Molecular function (GO): cysteine-tRNA ligase activity; ATP binding
Source: RefSeq, a predicted model, not a curated record
CCGUGUUCUGCCUCUUGCAUCAGCAUCGUCGGCACCAGGAGCGCAGAAUGGAGGCAGGCGAGGCUUACCACAGUGAGCUCCUCGGUAUAUCCACUGAUGAGAGUGGAAUGAAGGCUCUGAACGAUCAUCUCGCUGCACGAAGUUACAUCGCUGGCUUCACAUUUUCACAAGCUGAUGUGGAAAUAUUCCGGUCACUUCCAAAACCGCCUCUUGAUCAGUACUUCCACGUGAUGCGGUGGUACAGGCACAUUGCAGCAAUUUGGGAUUGCACUCAAGAUGAUGCCAAGACAUGUAAGCUCCACACAUCUAAAGUGAAGAGAACCCAACCAUCAUGGUCCCCACCAUCAGAAAUGAAACAACCUGAGCUACGGCUGUACAACAGUUUGACUCGUAGUAAGGAGAUCUUUCGCCCUCAGAAUGGGAAGCGUGUGUUGUGGUACUGCUGUGGGCCCACUGUUUAUGAUGCUUCACACAUGGGACAUGCCAGGUCCUACAUCUCCUUUGACAUCCUGCGACGGAUUCUAAUGAACUACUUCAAAUAUGAUGUAUUCUAUUGUAUGAACAUCACAGAUGUGGAUGACAAGAUUAUCAAGCGAGCCCGACAGAAUCACCUGUUUGAGCAGUACAAAGAGAAAAAUCUGGACCCUAUGGAACUUCUACAGGACAUCAAGACAGCUCUGAAGUCUUUCUCUGUGAAACUUGCUGAAACGACUGACCCAGACAAGAAGCAGAUGCUGCUGAGGAUUAAUCGAACAGUUGAGUUAUCCCUCGAAUCCUUAGAGGAGGCAAUGCAACAGGCACUUUCUAGUGAAGAAAUUACCAAACGAGCUGAGGUGCUGCUGGAUGAAGCAAAGGAUAUGUUGUCUGAUUGGCUGGAUGUUCAAUUUGGCAGUCAGGUGACUGACAAUUCCAUCUUUUCUACCCUUCCCAAGUACUGGGAGGGGGAAUAUCACAAAGACAUGGAUGCACUCAAUGUUUUGCCUGCAGAUGUUUUAACUCGAGUGAGUGAAUAUGUUCCUGAGAUUGUGCAGUUUGUUAAGCAGGUGGUUGAUAACGGUUAUGGGUACGUCUCCAAUGGUUCUGUAUACUUUGACACGGUGAAGUUUGACAGCAGUGAAAAGCAUUCAUAUGCCAAACUGGUGCCUGAGGCUGUCGGAGACCAGAAAGCACUGCAUGAAGGAGAAGGUGAUCUUAGUAUUUCAGCAGAUCGACUAAGUGAGAAGCACUCUCCCAAUGACUUUGCACUGUGGAAAGCCUCCAAGCCUGGAGAACCAUCUUGGGAUUCACCCUGGGGAAAGGGUCGUCCUGGUUGGCACAUUGAAUGCUCGGCAAUGGCUGCUAGCAUUCUAGGAGAAUCCAUGGACAUCCAUGGCGGAGGAUUUGACCUGCGGUUCCCUCAUCAUGACAAUGAAUUGGCACAGUCUGAGGCUUAUUUUGAAAAUGAUCACUGGGUUCGAUACUUCCUCCACACAGGGCACCUGACCAUAGCAGGCUGCAAGAUGUCAAAAUCUUUAAAAAAUUUUAUAACUAUCAAGGAUGCACUGAGCGCAAAUACCGGUCGGCAGCUGCGUCUGGCGUUUCUCAUGCACUCCUGGAAGGAUACACUGGAUUAUUCGAGCAAUACCAUGGAAUCGGCCGUUCAAUAUGAGAAAUUCUUGAAUGAAUUCUUCCUGAACGUGAAGGAUAUUUUGCGGACCCCAACAGAUAUCACAGGACAGUUUGAGAGGUGGCAGGAGCAGGAGAUGACACUUAAUAACCGCUUUUAUGAGAAGAAGACAGCAGUGCACAGGGCAUUGUGUGAUAACAUCGAUACCCGAACAGUAAUGGAGGAGCUGCGGUCCCUUGUGAGUCAGUGUAACACAUACAUUGCAGCAAAGAAAAGCAACAAGCAGUUACCAAAUCGCAUGCUGUUGAAGACCAUUGCAGUGUACCUCACUGAGAUGCUGAAGAUUUUUGGAGCAAUAGAGGGUGAAGAACCAAUUGGAUUCCCUGUGGGAGGAGGCAGCCAUAAUUUAAAUGUGGAAGCCACUGUGAUGCCAUACCUGAAGGUGCUGUCAGAUUUCCGUGAGAAUGUGCGACAAAUUGCCCGUGAGAAGAAAGUGAGUGAGGUUCUACAGCUGUGUGAUGGCCUUCGAGACAACAUCCUUCCAGAACUUGGAGUCCGCUUUGAGGACCAUGAAGGGCUACCUACUGUGGUGAAGCUUGUGGACAGAGAGACAUUGUUAAGGGAACGAGAAGAGAAGAAAAAGAUUGAAGAAGAGAAAAAGAGGAAGAAGGAAGAAGCAGCCCAGAGAAAACGAGAACAGGAGGCAGCAAAACUGGCCAAGAUGAAAAUCCCUCCCAGCGAGCUGUUCAGGUUAGAGAAGGACAAGUAUUCCAAGUUUGAUGAGAAUGGGUUUCCAACUCAUGAUACCGAGGGCAAGGAACUUAGCAAGGGACAGACCAAGAAACUUAGAAAACUUUAUGAAAUGCAGGAGGAGCGGUAUAAUGAGUAUGUGCGGACGCUACAGAAUAGCAGCACCAACUAAAUGCAUUACACUGACUUCCAGUGUAUCUAACAACGGAAAGCAGCAACACAAGAAAUGACAGGGAUCGAACAAAGACAAUGAAAUGUCUGUUUAGAUUCUGUGAACGAAUAAAGAGAGACUUUUUUUUUACUUUUGACCAUGAGAAAUCAACUAAUGGAAGCAAAUAAAGUUGAAGAGUCCAAA